Cheilinus undulatus (humphead wrasse) is the source of this 4300-nucleotide messenger RNA. It is a transcript of the gene gnsb, whose product is annotated as glucosamine (N-acetyl)-6-sulfatase (Sanfilippo disease IIID), b. The record is from RefSeq and is a predicted model, not a curated record. The transcript is spliced from 13 exons. Gene Ontology annotation, molecular function: N-acetylglucosamine-6-sulfatase activity; glycosaminoglycan binding. Bases 155 to 1705 code for a protein of 516 amino acids. Gene Ontology annotation, biological process: glycosaminoglycan metabolic process. NCBI's taxonomy places the organism in Eukaryota, Metazoa, Chordata, Actinopteri, Labriformes, Labridae.
CACUUCCUCAAACUCCCCGUGGUUGUGUGUUUGUCCAGCCUGCACGCGCUCAGUCAACAACACAUCCUCCCCUCGCGAGCAGGAAACGAAACCGAGCUUCAGACACACUCGGCCGGUGUCUGACUGUGCGCAGCCCGGAGCUGCUGGAGGUCUAAUGGCAGGUCUGAGGAGCGGAGCACGAGCGACAGAAACCCGGCAGAGAGCGGCUGUCCUCGCGCUCCUCACGCUGCUCACCUGCAGCGUCAGGUGUGCGGAAACAGCGCGAGGUAAACCGAGCAACAUCAUCCUCAUCCUCGCCGACGACCAGGAUGUUGAACUGGGGGGGAUGAACCCGAUGAAGAAAACAAAAGCUUUGAUAGGAGAUGCUGGAGCGACGUUUGUCAACGCUUUCACAGUCACGCCGCUGUGCUGCCCGAGCAGGAGCAGCAUUUUGACCGGUCAGUACCCCCACAACCACGAGGUGAGGAACAACUCGCUGUCUGGGAACUGCUCCAGUCCUCAGUGGCAGAAAGGGCCAGAGUCCGAGGCCUUCCCCCUCUACCUCAACAAACAGAAAUACCAGACAUUCUUCGCUGGGAAGUAUCUGAACCAGUACGGGAGGAAAGAAGGAGGAGAUGUCAGCCAUGUUCCUCCUGGCUGGGAUCAGUGGCAUGCAUUAGUGGGGAACUCGCAGUACUACAACUACUCUCUGUCGGUGAACGGUAAAGAGGAGAAGCAUGGAGACAGUUAUGAGAAGGACUACCUCACCGACCUCAUUACGAACCGCUCCCUUCACUUCCUGGACGACAGAAGUCCUCAGCACCCGUUCUUCCUCAUGCUGUCUCCUCCGGCCCCUCACUCCCCGUGGACCGCAGCGCCGAAGUACCAGAAGGAGUUUAAAGACGUUAAAGCGCCGCGAGACGGGAGCUUUGACAAACCAGGGAAGGACAAACACUGGCUGCUGCGUCAGCCCGUCAACCCCAUGCCCAAUAGCUCGCUCAACUUCCUAGACGAUGCGUUCAGGAAAAGGUGGCAGACUCUGCUCUCUGUGGAUGACAUGGUGGAGACGCUGGUGAAGAAACUGGACAGUAUGAAGGAGCUGGACAACACCUACAUCUUCUACACCUCAGAUAAUGGAUACCACACAGGUCAGUUCUCUCUGCCCAUUGAUAAACGGCAGCUGUACGAGUUCGACAUCAGAAUCCCGCUCAUGGUCCGAGGUCCGGGCAUCAAACCGAACCAGACGCUGAAGGCUCCGGUGCUAAACAUCGACUUGGCUCCCACCAUCCUGGACAUCUCUGGUCUGAACCUGUCGACUGUGAACGUGGACGGCCAGUCCUUUCUCCCACAGAUGGCUCCAUCUCUGCGUAACGGCACUGCUCGUCCAUUUUUCCUCGUUGAGUAUACUGGAGAGGGACAUCCAGAACCUGAUCCGUCUUGUCCCAAACUGGGUCCUGGUCUGUCUGAAUGUUUCCCUGACUGUGUCUGUGAGGACGCCUACAACAACACUUACGCCUGUGUGCGGACGCUGGACAAAGACCAGAACCUGCAGUACUGUGAGUUUGCAGACAGCGAGUCGUUCGUAGAAGUUUACAACCUGACGUCAGACCCCCACCAGCUGGAGAACAUCGUGAAGAAGGUGGACCCGGCCGUCCUGCAGGCCAUGAACCAGCGGCUCAUCAAGCUGCAGUCGUGUGAAGGCGACAGCUGCAGGAACGUCAAGUAAAACCACAGUGGAAGGAAGGCUUCGUUUAUCUGAACGUUUCCAGGAAAUAUUUCCAGCUGUCACAUCGAGACUCGUCUCAGAGGAGAAGUAAAGGUGUUUAAAUCUAGCGAUGGCUGAGUUCUGUUCAGCUGCUUCAGUUUCAGGGUCCUGGUUUUGUGCAUGCUGGCUCACUGACACAACAUCAGCGUUUACUGGGACACCUGAACAGAACGGAGCCGUCGUUAGGGACAAAAGUUUGGGACAUUUAUGUCACAUUUCUUUCUGAGAAGAUUAACACCGUCAUCUCUCAGAACAGAAAAUAUUCACUGUUUUUAGGAGUUUUAUGCAAAGUCUGAUCUAAAGUAACUGAAAGGGAAUUUCUUAAAAAUGUCCGACUUUUCCCUCAAAACACCUUUACUUUUCCUGCUGGAAGAUGUCAGAAUAUCUACUGUGAAAGAUCUACUUUUCUGAGCUGUGCUCAAAUAUCUCCGACUUCCAAGAGAAAGUUAUUUUCUGCUUUACUUUUCUUCCGAGCAGACGGGACAUCAGCCGUUCACUAACAUUCCUGCAUAUAAAUACCACACUGAACCCUCAGGGUUUCUACACCAUCACAGCGUUUUAACAGCAACACAUGAACACAGAGUAAUGACAAACUUCAUCUUUACAACCAACAAAUCACUGGCACUAUUAACAAAUGUCUUUUGAGGAAUAUUUAACAUUUUUCCAAGACUUAAACAAGAAGAUUUACACGUCUGUCUGUUUCAUCCAUGAGCAAAGCGUAGCACUAAGGUAUAAAAUGAUGGGAAACAGCUAAAAGGUUUUCAUGAUACCAGAUUGUUAGUACGAUACUAGUGAAAAUCACACAAUAUUGAUGCAACAAAAAUAUAAGCUAAUAUCAGCUAAUUUUCUAGGAAAAAAAAUGAUAUUUUUUGAGAUAAUUAAGUUGUAAAUUUACAAGAAACUAAACUCGUAAUGUUUGCUUUAAAAUUUCAUAAAUGUAUAGGAAAUAUUUCAAAAAUUCUGAGUUUGAACAUUUUAAAUAUUAACUUUAUAAAUAAGUACAUUUCAAUCUUACAAAGUCAUGAAUUCAUAAGAACAAAUUAAAAAUGUUUGGGUUUAAAAGUUGUACAUUUUUGACUUUAUAAAUACGAACAUUUCCAGUGUUUAAAAUCCUACAUUAAAAAAAAAAAAUUCUAGGUGUUGAUAGUAAAUUUUGACUUUAUAAAUGUGUACUUUCCAAUCUUAUUAAGUCAUAAAUUCGUAACAAUUUUGAAAUCUGUGGGUUUAAGAGUCAUAAAUUUUGACUUUUUAACCUGUUAUUUUGAAAUUUACAAAGCCAUACAUUUCUUAGAACAACUCCAAAGUUGCUGGGCUUCAUAGAUGUAAAUUUUUACUUCAUAAAUGCGAACAUUUCAAGUUUCUAAAGACGUAAAUUUAUAAGAUCAUAUUCAAAAUGUCUGAGUUUAAAAGUUGUUAAUUUUGGCUAAGAAUGCAUAAAAUUCAAGUUUGGGUUUAAAUAUAGUAAAUUUUGACUUUAUAAAAGAAAAACUUGGAAUUUAAAAAUAAAAUUUAUUGGAACAAAUUCAAAAUUGUCUGGUUUGACAGUCAUGACUGUUAAACCAGACAAUUACUUUUAUUUUUUUAGUUUAUUAAGUCUUAGAUUUAUGAAAAACCCCUAACCCAUAAAUUUCAUGCUUACAAAGCCAUAAAUUUUUAAGAACAAAUUGAAAAUUUAAAGUCAAAUUUUACAGAAACAAACUUAAAGACUGUAAGGAUCAGAGUCAUCUAUGGAAAAAUGUUAAGUUGGAGUUGUGAAUUUACUGUGGUUUUUUAACUAAAAAUUUUGUGAUUUUUAAACACAAAAGUUUGGAGUUUUUCUCAUAAAUUUAUGACUUCAUAAAUUUAAAAUUCAGAGUUUUGGUUCUCAUAAGAUAGUAACUUGGAUAAACUCAAAGUUUUCGAGUUUUCUUCUCAUUAAUUAUCAGAUUUUCUUUAUUUUUUAUUUGUAAAGUUGCUCUUAAACGCCGUCAUAAUUCGGCUCAUUCUGGUAAAACCCUAUGACUUUGUGGUAAAAUCGUACGGUGAACCCGGCAUCAUGAUAGCGUUGUACCGUUUGUGUUGAGUCUCUUCACAUCCCUACCUGGUUUUGUUCUUUUCACCUGAAUCUAGAAACGUUCCCUAAUGCUUUCACUUUUGUAUUUUUUUAAACUCUUCAGUACAGUUCUGUUUUCUGUGAUGUAUUUUGACGUCUGCUCCUACUUUCACCUCUGCAGCUCUGAACACAGAUGAAUAAUCUGGGCCCUUCGUAGUUCAGUCUCCGUCUGUGCCACAGUUUUAAUCCUGGUGAAGUUUAUCAGAAUAUUUUUACAGAGUAUUAAUGAUGUCAUUUCUGUGAGCUUUUUUAGAGCAGAGGAUGGUAAUAAUGUGCCGAUACUUCUGAGAUAUGUUGGUUUUCUUGUGAUUGUCGGGAUCCAUUGAGGGAAACGUGAUGAGAUGAAUGCUUUAAUCCUGUGUGCCUUGUGUUUGCACUGACCGGGCUCCUCUGGGCUCUUUUUUAAAUGUGAAUGUAUUUUUGCACUGUGAUGAAAAUGAUUAAAAAUAAAUCAUAAGAGGCAU